CACACACACACACACGUCACACGCUGUACUCUGGACCAGACACACACACACACACACACACACACACUCAAACACACAAGGUCUCAGAACUAAAACAUGGAGUAAACCAACUUUGUUCCUCAGAAGAUUGAAAGACAGGGAGAGAAAGCUGUUUUCUGGUUGAACCUCGGGGACAUUACUGAAGUCGUAUUCGUCACUGUCGCCUGGGAGGCAGAUUUAAUUCAUCAAACGUCUGAUGAAUUCGCUUCACGGUUGGUGAAACCUACAUGUUGAGGCCUGACCGUCACAGCGGAGUCAGAGUAGUCGACACAGCUGGAGAUGAAUAAAGACGCUCUGCUCCCAGUGGUCCAGGCAGGAGACGGACGGACACUGUCCAGAGGAGAGUUUCUCUCCCUGCUGAGAACCUACAACUGUUUCCUGAAGGACCACACUCAGCUGCACCUCAGUUACUCUCAGGGGGCUGAUGGAGAGGUGGUGGUGGAGGGGUUCCUGAAUAUCUCCUGGGGGGUGCGCAGACCCAUCAGGCUGAAGAUACAGGACGACAAACAGAUGCUUCCCUUCGUGCCUCUGAUCUCACCCGACCCCAUCAGUCCCGUCAGCCCGCUCGGAAACAAGAGGGGUAUGACACGCUGGGGAGAAUAUGUCGACCUGCACCAGAUAGAUGAGAUGUCGGAGACGGGACAGGAAACAGUCGUCACCAGUCCUUUGCCAGGCCCCCCUGCUGUUUAUGAGACCACCACCCUGCGUCCUGUGAGGCAGAAGAACCCAGAGCUGGAGGCCGAGUCCAACCUGUUCCGCUGCAUGAGCGACGCCUCGCUGGUCAAGAGGAGGAGGGGCAGGGGGAAGUCGGCUGCACAGAGAGAAAAAGAGAGACAGCAUCGCUUCUCCAUCAACGGACACUUCUACAACUAUAAGACCUCCAUCUUCACUCCAUCCUUCGGCACACCAACUAAAGUUCGCAUCUCCAGCGCGAUGACCACAGACCAGGUCAUCGAGCAGCUACUGAACAAGUUCAAGAUAGAGAACGACCCUCAGGAGUUUGCUCUGUACUGUGUCCACCAGAGCGGAGAGAAGAGGAAGCUCAGUAACAGAGACCAGCCCCUGUGGGAGCGCAUACUGCAGGGGCCCUCCGAUGACAUCAUGAAGAUCUUUAUGAUGGAUAUGGACGAACAGGAAGUCAGCAACGAUGUCGCUCUGUAUCUGAACCUGGAGCUUCCGAUCCUGGAGCAGGUUCUUCUGGAGCUCAGAGAGGAGGAGAGCAAGGAGAUACAGAGGGUCAUCAACAAGUUCCACAAGCAGCACAAACUCUUGUCCCAUAUGCUGGGCAGCAAGAUGUCGCCUCAUAUUGAGACGAGCGUCUGACAACUGACGAUCUGAAUUCCGACAGAAGACCCAUCGCUCGACGUUUAACGAGAAGCCGAGAAGAACUUCGACCAUGACGAGGUCAAAGUUUCAUGUCUGGAUGAGAUUCUGAAGAAUCACAUGAAAUGCUGAUUUCAUUGAAAGAAGAAUACAUGGUACAUUUUUUUAUUCACCGUAUGAUUUUAUUUUUUAAAAGAAGAAGAAUCUUUUGUAAAUAAUUGUAAAUAAACUUUGUGAUUUCAUGAAUAAAUAUAAGUUGU
Molecule: messenger RNA, 1622 nt
Organism: Paralichthys olivaceus (Japanese flounder)
Lineage: Eukaryota; Metazoa; Chordata; Actinopteri; Pleuronectiformes; Paralichthyidae
Gene: rassf6
Product: Ras association domain family member 6
Biological process (GO): signal transduction
Source: RefSeq, a predicted model, not a curated record